AUGGCUCUGGACUUCGAUACAAAAAGAUUCACAGAACUUGAAGAUUUACAGAUCAGAGGAGAGCUGGAACAGCUUCGCCGUAUUGUUGUCAAAAAUCUGGAUAACGAUGCUUUCGUCAGAUACAUAAAGCGCUUUCGAAAACAACAGGAGCGACACGAAAUUGUCGAAUAUCUCGCAAGUGCGUUCCCAAAAAGCAUCGAUAUUUUGGACGUGAACGGUCGAGCAGCAAUACAUUAUGCCGCAAUUCAGCAGAAUGCAAUUUAUGAUACUCUGAUCGACUGCGGGGCGAACGAAUUGCUCGCCGAUCGGACUGGCCUAACAGCAGCACAAUAUCGUGAAAAUCCCCGCACCACGCUAUCAGUGCCGUCACCUCUAAUGUCUGCCACAGCUGGACUCACUUUCAAUCGAUUCUUGCUUGACGAAAAUUUGUAUGACCCCGGUAAUGCUAACUUUUCUGCGCAAUUUUUAAGUAAAGCAUUUUUUGAAAAAAAAGUCUUUAUUUUGGAUGCUCCAAGUGAGAGCGACCUGAAUCAGUGGCUUCUGGAAGGUAACGUUGAUCAGCUGGAGCAAGUUCUUCUGGAUGGACGUGGUCAUUUGCUGGCUGACAGAACUUCUACCAUUGAAGCUGUGAACGAAUUUCUCAAUGGAAUACCCAAAUAUCAGAGCAAAAUCGACGCCAUUCACAAGGCCGUAGAAGAGGGAGACGUACGUCGCGUGAAGUCUCUGAUCGAUCGCGAGCAGCUUUCGACAGCUCGCAAUAAAUAUGGUAAUUCCGCGGGCCGAACAGCGCUUCACUACGCAUCGGCUGACUCGACUGGCGAGCAUUUGAUCAAACUGCUUCAGAGGGCAGGCGCUGAUGCGUUCGUUGAGGAUAAGCUCGGACAUACUCCUUUUUACUACCGAACGCAUGGACGCCACUUGAACAUGAAGAUGCUGAAGGACAAUGCAGUGAUGAAUGAACUUAUCUCGGGCCAAAUGAACAGAACAUUGCUUCAAGAUCUGGAAGAAGAUGUCUCGGAUUGGAUUCACACAGGAAAUGUCGGGAAGCUUGAGGAACUGGUUCUCAAUGGCUACGCAGAUUUUCUGCUUGGCCGAUCACACGAAGUCGACGAUCCGGAUACUGUUAACUUCCUUGACGUGCUGCCACAGUACCAGAAAAUGGCGUUUUGUCGAGAUGUUCGACAUAUGGCGCCGCUUCACAAAACCCUGGUUUUCGGCCAAACUGAUAUCGCCAAAUAUCUAAUCAAAAAUUAUCCGCAGUCAACAAACGCCAUGGAUCAGAAUAAGCGAACGCCGCUUCAUUACGCAGCAGCGUUACGUGACGGUGGCUAUUUGUACAAGCUAAUGCGAAAAGCUGGAGCUGAUCCAAAUGUUUACGACUACGUAAGUUAUCCAUAAAA
Gongylonema pulchrum is the source of this 1400-nucleotide messenger RNA. NCBI's taxonomy places the organism in Eukaryota, Metazoa, Nematoda, Chromadorea, Rhabditida, Gongylonematidae. The record is from the annotation of a GenBank genome assembly.